AUAUUCAUAUCAGGGAAGUCCGACUAAAGUCAAUUCCUACCAUCUCUUCAGACCAUGAGAUUGAAUUGUCCGGCGUCCCGCAGCGACAGGGGUGUCCCGCUAUAUCCUUGCACAAAUCAGCCCCUUGCAGCAUGCUUGGCGCCAAACCCGCAACUCAUUGCAGUUGCAGCUCAAGCCUCGUCAGCGUCGUCACUGUCAGAGCGGCCGCCAUUUGUUUUCUACUUCACGGCUGCGCGCCUCUCCAAUCUUGAUUUGUUACCCCCCUUCGCCAAAUCUAAUGGCAUGCCAAUUCCUUUCUUGAACUCAUCACUCGGUGUACAACCAUUUAUUCCCUGUAUUUGAAAUCUGGUUAUCUUGCUGUGGCUGGCCCGCGACCUAAGACCCGGUGAAGCCAGGGUUGAGCAAACAUGGCGGCCGUAGAUCCGAGCACUCGGAAGAGAGUGCUGAAGGUCAUAUUUGUGUCUCUGUUACUUGAUCUGAUUUCAUUUACCUUCAUCCUCCCCUUGUUCCCAAAUCUCCUCGAGUUCUACCGAAACAGCGAAGUCAGCUCCGAGUCGCAAUCUACCAUCCUCGCGCGCAUCCUAGGCUACCUCAAUGCCUACAAGUCCGCCUUCGCGAAACCGAUCGACUCGCGGUACGACAUUGUGCUGUUGGGCGGCGCGCUAGGAAGUCUGUUCUCUCUGCUGCAGGCCGUCGCAUCCCCCAUCAUCGGCCACCUCUCCGACAGACAUGGCAGACGCACCGCUCUGCUAGCCAGCAUGGCCGGUAACAUCCUCUCGGUGCUCCUCUGGGUCAUAGCCGUGGACUUCAGGACCUUCCUCGCCUCGCGCAUCGUGGGCGGCUUGUCCGAAGGAAACGUCCAGCUUGCGACGGCAAUCGCGACCGAUAUUUCGGACGAGAAUAACCGCGGCUCGACCAUGGCUUUGAUCGGCGCAUGCUUCUCCAUUGCCUUCACGUUCGGCCCUGCCCUGGGCGCCUACCUCAGCUCCAUUGCCACUGUGGCCGCGAACCCCUUUGCGACCGCUGCGGGCGUCUCGCUUGCUUUGAUCGUGGCCGAGACGGUCUACCUCUACUUCAACCUCCCCGAGACGCUCCCGAGCAUGAACGAUGAGGCUAGCAAGACCGACAAGCCGAGUGCGAAACCUGCGGCUGUGAAGCGCACCAAUUCCCACUUUCUCCUCAACUUUGUCCAUCUGGCUUUCCUGCUCUUCUUUUCCGGUAUGGAGUUCUCCCUGCCAUUUAUGACCUACGACCUCUUCCAGUACACGUCGGCCAAUAACGGGCGUUUGUUGGGAUACAUCGGUCUUAUUGCCUCCAUUCUUCAGGGUGGAGUCACGCGCCGGCUGCCUCCGCUGCUCUCAGUGCGGAUUGGCGUGGUCGCCUGUCUGGUGGCCUUCAUGCUUCUGGGCAGAAUCACCACCGUUGGCUCGCUCUACAUCGCUGCUACAUGCUUGGCCACUACAUCAGCUACGGUGGUCAGUGGUCUGAACACGCUGAGCAGUUUCGAGGCGAACCAAGACGAGCGCGGUGGGAAGCUGGGUAUCCUGAGGAGUUGGGGGCAGUUAGGACGAGGUCUUGGGCCCCUCUUAUUCACCAGUGUUUAUUGGUGGGCAGGGAGAGAGGUCGCAUACGGGAUGGGAGCUACGGGUAUUGGGGCCAUGGCACUCUUGGUCUUCUUUGGCCUGAAGGCGCCGCCGGGCUCAGAAAGGAAGAAAAAGGUCGUGGUCGAGAAGAAGGAAUCGUAAAGUUGGAGGGAUUCGAAUCUUGUCUCGGGUUCU
This is a messenger RNA of Pseudomassariella vexata, 1778 nucleotides long. RefSeq names its product major facilitator superfamily domain-containing protein. Gene Ontology annotation, molecular function: transmembrane transporter activity. Gene Ontology annotation, biological process: transmembrane transport. Lineage: Eukaryota; Fungi; Ascomycota; Sordariomycetes; Amphisphaeriales; Pseudomassariaceae. Gene Ontology annotation, cellular component: brush border membrane. The transcript is spliced from 2 exons. The coding region runs from base 408 to 1745 and encodes 445 amino acids. The record is from RefSeq and is a predicted model, not a curated record.